GCGCAGAGCCAACUUUUCAAAUGAUCCUCAUCUACAGGUGUUUGGGAUUCAUGUAACGCCACGAAUGGCUGAAAUUUCAGGUCGCGUGAUCCCGGCACCAAGAAUACAAUAUGGCGGCCGCACAAAAGCGCAGGCAGCACCGCAGAUGGGCGUCUGGGACAUGCGUGGAAAACAAUUUUACUCUGGCAUCGAAGUUAAGGUCUGGGCUAUCGCCUGCUUCGCCCAGCACAGGAUUGUUCGUGAAGACGCUCUAAGGUUAGUUACUUGUUUUACCUUGCUCAUCAUACCCUUAAAUGAGUUCCAUUUAUAUUUUUAUAUUUGA
Protopolystoma xenopodis is the source of this 322-nucleotide messenger RNA. The record is from the annotation of a GenBank genome assembly. NCBI's taxonomy places the organism in Eukaryota, Metazoa, Platyhelminthes, Monogenea, Polystomatidea, Polystomatidae.